Molecule: messenger RNA, 646 nt
Organism: Camelina sativa (false flax)
Lineage: Eukaryota; Viridiplantae; Streptophyta; Magnoliopsida; Brassicales; Brassicaceae
Source: RefSeq, a predicted model, not a curated record
GUCGUAAGACAUGUGUGUUUUGGGAUGUAGAGGAUUACCCAAUCCCAGAUGGUAUUGAUCCUGCUUCGUUUUAUCUGAAUAUCAAAGAGUCUAUCAAGAAGCAGGGUUGUCAUGAAGAGGUUUCAAUCCAGGCUUACGUUCCGGAUGAUGAUGAAUUGCGACGUAAAUAUGAGGAUGCUGGGUUCAUCAUCAAAUCCGAUCCCCAUGAUGGUAAAGAUGAGAGAAUUUGUACCAUGUUUGUGGAAUUGAUGUUGUGGGCACAUGAAAAUCCUAAACUGACAAAUAUAAUUGUGCUGGCAAAAAACAUCGGAGACGACAUGGGUUAUCGUCUCGGAGGUCUGUAUGGCAGAGGUCAGGCUAUUCUCUUAUCCCAAUCUGAUCCAGAAUGGGACCUUCUUCCUAGUGAAAGCUCAACAUGGUUUUUGACUAGCCUAUUCGAUGGCCCUAGCGGUACCUCACAACGUCUUGACAAUAAGAAGCAGAAGAUGUUCUCAUAAUUAAGGAUCACAUGCGUCGUCAUGGUUCAACAACAAUCACAGUGGAGGAUGCCUGCUGCAUUUGCAUGACUUAAGAUUGUAUAUGCUUCUGCUUUUUGUAAAAUUUAUAAAAAGAUGAUAAUAUUCACAUCAAUUUCCAACAUAUUUAA